AAAACAGCACGCAUAGACUUCACAUGAAGCCAUAAUUAAACACACACAUAUAUAUAGCUCAAUUAAACAGGAGGAGGAGCUCGGAGUUAGCAGCUCUAGACCAAGAAGAAGAAGAAGAAGGAAGGAAGGGGAUUAAUCAAUCAAGGGAAACAUGGCGAUGGAGAUCCACAAGAUCGCGAGCCUGCGGCGGCGGGAGAGCUGGCGGCGGGGCGACGGCGUGUUCUCGCGGUCGUCGUCGCGCUUCUCCCACGACGAGGAGGACGACGAGGAGGCGCUGCGGUGGGCGGCGCUGGAGCGGCUGCCGACGUACGACCGGGUGCGGCGGGGCAUCCUGCAGAUGGAGGAGACGGGGCAGAAGGUGGACGUGGACGUCGGGAAGCUCGGCGCCCGCGAGAGCCGCGCGCUCAUCGACCGCCUCGUCCGCGCCGCCGACGACGACCACGAGCAGUUCCUCCUCAAGCUCAGGGACCGGAUGGACAGGGUCGGCAUCGACUACCCCACCAUCGAGGUGCGCUUCGAGAAGCUGCAGGUGGAGGCGGAGGUUCUCGUCGGCGACCGUGGCUUGCCCACGGUCCUCAACUCCGUCACCAACACCUUGGAGGCUAUUGGGAAUGCGCUGCACAUCCUCCCUAGUAGGAAACAGCCGAUGACCAUCCUCCAUGGCGUCAACGGAAUCAUUAAACCUCGGAGGAUGACUUUACUUUUGGGGCCUCCUGGGUCAGGAAAGACUACAUUGCUUCUGGCAUUGGCCGGGAAGCUUGACAAGGAGCUCAAGGUUUCAGGGAAGGUUACCUACAAUGGGCAUGCAACAAAUGAGUUUGUCCCAGAAAGGACAGCCGCUUACAUUAGCCAGCAUGAUCUCCACAUUGGGGAGAUGACUGUGAGGGAGACCUUGGCCUUCUCAGCACGGUGCCAAGGUGUUGGAUCAAGAUAUGAAAUGCUGACCGAGUUGGCAAGAAGGGAAAAGUCAAACAACAUCAAGCCAGAUCAUGAUGUCGAUGUCUAUAUGAAGGCCUCAGCUACGGGAGGGCAAGAGUGCAAUGUUGUUACAGAGUACAUAUUGAAGAUUUUAGGAUUGGAUAUUUGCGCUGACACGGUGGUUGGAAAUGAUAUGUUAAGGGGUGUAUCUGGUGGACAACGGAAGCGUGUGACAACAGGUGAAAUGCUUGUUGGUCCAGCAAGAGCUCUGUUCAUGGAUGAGAUAUCGACUGGACUGGACAGUUCAACCACAUACCAGAUUGUGAAUUCCCUUAGGCAGACUAUCCACGUCCUUGGUGGAACUGCUGUCAUCUCCCUGCUCCAGCCCGCACCUGAAACAUACAACUUAUUUGAUGACAUUAUACUCCUGUCAGAUGGCCAUAUUGUGUACCAGGGCGCCCGUGAGCACGUGCUCGAGUUCUUUGAGUCGAUGGGCUUCAGAUGCCCCGUUAGAAAGGGUGUAGCUGACUUCUUGCAGGAAGUGACAUCAAGGAAAGAUCAGGAGCAGUAUUGGUAUAGGAGUGACACGCCGUAUCGUUUUGUGCCCGUGAAGCAGUUUGCUGAUGCAUUUCGUUCCUUCCACAUGGGACAGUCCAUUCUGAAUGAGCUCUCGGAGCCUUUUGACAGGACCAGGAGCCACCCUGCUGCUCUUGCUACCUCCAAGUUUGGUGUCAGCAGGAUGGAGUUGCUCAAAGCCACUAUUGAUAGAGAGCUCCUACUUAUGAAGAGGAACUCAUUUGUGUAUAUGUUUAGAGCUGCUAAUCUAACUCUUAUGGCGUUCCUCGUGAUGACCACAUUUUUCCGUACCGAAAUGCGUCGUGAUUCAACUUAUGGAACAAUCUACAUGGGGGCAUUGUACUUUGCCCUUGACACAAUCAUGUUUAAUGGUUUCUCGGAGCUUGGCAUGACUGUCACGAAACUUCCUGUUUUCUUCAAACAGAGGGAUCUCCUUUUCUUCCCUGCGUGGGCCUACACCAUACCAUCAUGGAUUCUUCAAAUUCCUAUCACAUUUGUUGAAGUGGGAAUUUAUGUUUUCACCACAUACUAUGUCAUUGGAUUUGAUCCCAGUGUAAGCAGGUUUAUUAAGCAGUAUCUACUGCUCCUAGCACUCAAUCAGAUGUCGUCUUCGUUGUUUCGCUUCAUUGCUGGACUGGGAAGAGACAUGGUUGUGUCUAGUACUUUUGGGCCCUUAGCAUUGUUGGCUUUUGCCACAUUGGGUGGCUUUAUUCUUGCAAGACCCGAUGUGAAGAAAUGGUGGAUUUGGGGUUACUGGAUAUCUCCAUUAUCAUACGCACAGAAUGCUAUUUCGACAAACGAAUUUCUGGGGCACAGCUGGAACAAAAUUCUUCCUGGACAAAAUGAGACGAUGGGAAUUAGCAUCCUGAAAUCUCGUGGAAUUUUUACCCAAGCUAAUUGGUAUUGGAUUGGGUUUGGUGCCAUGAUCGGAUACACACUCCUCUUUAACCUGCUAUACACUCUAGCUCUUUCAUUUUUGAGUCCAUUUGGUGACUCUCACUCAUCAGUGCCUGAAGAAACGCUGAAGGAAAAACAUGCCAAUUUAACUGGCGAAAUUCUUGGGAAUCCCAAGGAAAAGAAAUCUAGGAAGCAGGGGUCGUCCCGCACUGCCAAUGGAGACCAGGAGAUCAGCAGUGUGGAUUCUAGUUCAAGGAGGAGGGGCAUGGUACUUCCAUUUGCACAACUGUCACUAACCUUUAACGCCAUAAAAUACUCAGUGGACAUGCCACAGGCAAUGACAGCACAAGGAGUAACGGAAGAUCGCUUGCUGCUUCUAAAGGAAGUUAGUGGUUCUUUCAGGCCAGGAGUACUUACUGCAUUGAUGGGUGUGAGUGGUGCCGGAAAGACUACUCUCAUGGAUGUAUUAGCGGGAAGAAAAACGGGAGGAUACAUAGAGGGGGAUAUCACCAUCUCUGGCUAUCCAAAGAAGCAAGAAACUUUUGCACGUAUAUCAGGAUACUGUGAGCAAAAUGAUAUUCACUCUCCUCAUGUAACAGUUCAUGAGUCACUCAUGUUUUCUGCAUGGCUGCGGCUUCCUUCGGAGGUUAACUCAGAAGCAAGAAAGAUGUUUAUUGAGGAGGUCAUGGAGCUAGUAGAACUCACCUCAUUGAGGGGCGCACUUGUUGGGCUUCCAGGAGUUAAUGGCCUAUCAACCGAGCAACGCAAGAGGCUGACAAUUGCUGUGGAACUUGUUGCUAACCCAUCCAUCAUUUUCAUGGAUGAGCCAACAUCUGGUCUUGAUGCCCGGGCAGCUGCAAUUGUGAUGAGGACAGUGAGGAAUACUGUUAACACCGGCAGGACCGUUGUUUGCACCAUUCACCAGCCAAGUAUUGACAUAUUUGAAGCAUUUGAUGAGCUUUUCCUAAUGAAGAGAGGAGGAGAAGAGAUAUAUGUCGGUCCACUAGGCCAUAAUUCCUCAGCAUUGAUUGAGUACUUCGAGGGAAUUGAUGGCGUUAGUAAGAUAAAAGAUGGAUAUAACCCAGCAACAUGGAUGUUGGAAGUGACCUCUGGUGCCCAGGAGGAGAUGCUUGGCGUUGAUUUCUGUGAAAUCUACAGGAGAUCAGAUUUAUAUCAAAGGAACAAGGAGCUUAUAGAGGAACUAAGCACGCCACCUCCUAAUUCUAAUGAUCUCAACUUCCCUACACAGUACUCCAGAUCAUUCUUUACACAGUGCCUAGCUUGCUUAUGGAAGCAGAAGUUAUCAUAUUGGAGGAACCCAUCCUACACCGCAGUGAGAUUGCUCUUCACCGUCAUCAUUGCACUACUGUUUGGGACAAUGUUUUGGGACCUCGGAACGAAGACUAGAAGAGAACAAGAUCUAUUCAAUGCAGUUGGAUCAAUGUAUGCUGCAGUUCUUUACCUUGGAAUCCAAAACUCUGGUUCGGUCCAACCAGUAGUGGUAGUGGAGCGAACAGUCUUUUACCGAGAAAGAGCAGCCGGCAUGUAUUCAGCUUUCCCCUAUGCAUUUGGACAGGUUGCAAUUGAAUUCCCAUACAUCCUGGUGCAGACUCUAGUAUAUGGCGUACUGGUCUAUUCCAUGAUUGGAUUUGAGUGGACUGUUGCCAAGUUCUUUUGGUACAUGUUCUUCAUGUACUUUACACUGCUAUAUUUCACCUUCUACGGUAUGAUGGCAGUAGGGCUGACACCAAACGAGAGUGUAGCAGCCAUUAUCUCAUCUGCAAUCUACAAUGCAUGGAACCUCUUCUCCGGAUAUCUUAUUCCUCGACCUAAAAUCCCUGUUUGGUGGAGAUGGUACAGUUGGAUUUGCCCGGUUGCGUGGACGCUAUACGGAUUGGUUGCCUCCCAAUUUGGAGAUAUACAGACCAAACUCGACGGCAAAGAACAAACCGUGGCGCAGUUUAUCACACAGUUCUACGGAUUCGAGCGUGACCUGCUGUGGCUUGUUGCAGUGGUGCAUGUAGCUUUCACUGUUGGUUUCGCUUUCCUCUUCAGUUUUGCUAUCAUGAAGUUCAACUUCCAGAGGAGAUAAGGAUGAGGUGUCAGUUUUGCAUCCAUUGUCAAUGGACUGAACUAAGUAGUUAGUUGUCCUGUAAAUGAUACAGAAGUAGUUGCAAGUUUGGUAUACCUAUGCUCAGCAGGAUCAAUAGAAAAUGGUAACGCAUGUCUAGGCAAAGACAAGCCCUCCUCGUUCUUGACCACUUCUAGGUGAUACUUUUAGGAGGAACCUAGUGCUUGUCAGAUAAUACAUGCUAACCAUGUGCAGUAAUGUUUACAUUUUCUACGAAUUAAAAGGAUCAAGACAUACUCCGUA
Molecule: messenger RNA, 4765 nt
Organism: Brachypodium distachyon (stiff brome)
Lineage: Eukaryota; Viridiplantae; Streptophyta; Magnoliopsida; Poales; Poaceae
Product: ABC transporter G family member 32
Exons: 22
Coding region: 152-4483 (1443 amino acids)
Cellular component (GO): membrane
Molecular function (GO): ABC-type transporter activity; ATP binding; ATP hydrolysis activity
Source: RefSeq, a predicted model, not a curated record